AUGUGUAUUAGGCCGUCCCUAGUGCGGCGUGGUGGCGCUGCUUCAGCCAUCUUGGCGGGCAGCGUUAUGUUUAUCUCCCACUGGGCGGGUAUUACCUCUCCAUUCGGUGUUCUCGUUCUCGGUGGUGCGUUGUUUCGUUCUCUAUCCCUGAUCCCUACAAUCUACGGGGAUCAGUGCGUCGCGCGGAUGGCGCUUGCAAUGCCGGAGCUUCAGAAAGCACACAGGGACUUCCUCUACAUUUCUCAGCAUCCUAACGCUGUCAUCUGGGAAAAGAAGGUCGCCGCGCAGAAGCUCAAAAAUGACAGGAAUCGCUUCUUCCGCAGCCACCGAACGAAUAAUAUAAAAAUGUUCGUCCCGCACGCCAUGGCCGCGUUGCUAUCGCUCUAUGCGCUCUGCAUACCAUCCCAUAUACUUUUUGAUCGCGUUACUCAAGGUGCGAGCGCGCAUAUCAUAAACCCGCUUAGUCAAGUAGUGCUGAGCACGCGAGCAGCCCCAGUGGUAUCACUUGAGUGGAUGCCCACUGCUUCAGCUGUGGCAGCAUCCAUUCCUACAGACGCUAUGGUGUGCGUUAUCGAUCCCACGCUCACCAUCGCAUCGGUUCUUACCUUAUACAACGUCGUGCAACAUCUUCAUCGUCGACUUGGAUUUAACGAUCGCAUGGAUAGUUGGGCACUAAGAAUUCGACGUAGGGUUUGUCUGGGCUAUGGUACCUUGGCAGCAGGGAGCUUACUGUAUGGUCCCGCCGCUAGCCUCUGGAGCGACGGAGGGAUCACUGCAAUUCUUGCCCCCUUACCCCUAAUACCACCGUAUCUGGCGCCGGUAUGGCUUGGUAUGAGCCUCAUCACAUUCGCCAAAACUUUGCUCAUUAAUAAAACCCCCCCAGGGCGGGCGCUCUGUCGAAUUGCGGAAUACCCACCACAACACGGCAGCUACGGGGCGGUUGAUACUGCGGAAGGGCAUGAAUAUCGCAUAGACUUCACAAGCGUUGAUAUGGAGGAUCAACGGGCACGCUGGAAGGCGCAAAAGCGUAUGCUUGAAUACGAGUUUGAUAUCCGCUUGCAUCGCUACCUCACAAAAACCGGGUUGUUCACGGAGCUGGAUGAGAUGGAGUUUGAAGCGGAGCGACUGAAACAGAUGCGCGCCGUCGCUCGUGAGCGAAACCGUGGGCUGUGGCCGAAUGAAGAAGCAGCGGCCGAAACGAAACCCCACGCAAGCACCGUCUCCGAGCGUACAGAUCACCUUUAG
Phytomonas sp. EM1 is the source of this 1245-nucleotide messenger RNA. The record is from the annotation of a GenBank genome assembly. Lineage: Eukaryota; Euglenozoa; Kinetoplastea; Trypanosomatida; Trypanosomatidae.